Seriola aureovittata is the source of this 5817-nucleotide messenger RNA. RefSeq names its product interferon gamma receptor 2 (gene ifngr2). The record is from RefSeq and is a predicted model, not a curated record. The transcript has 7 exons. Lineage: Eukaryota; Metazoa; Chordata; Actinopteri; Carangiformes; Carangidae. Gene Ontology annotation, molecular function: protein binding. Bases 199 to 1071 code for a protein of 290 amino acids.
AAGAUGGCGGUAGUGCAACCUUUGGGAUGUAGGAUAUGAAGAGAAGAAGAAGAAGAAGAGGAAGGAGAAGAAAGGAGAAGAAAGGAGGAACAACUUUCCAGACUGUUCCCGAGUUCUGAGGAAAGUCCUGGCCCAGACUAGCGUAGCAGCAGACCAGCAGACUGAUGAUGGUUUUGGUGGAGAAAUGACGCCAUCACCAUGUUCUGCUAUGGAACUCUACUGCUGUGGAUUCACGUCGUCGCCGCAGUGACGACGCCAGCACCACCAGAGAAAAUCCAUAUUGAGAAGUGGCUGCUGACAUGGAAUCCAGCCACAGAGGAGAGAGACGUCACCUACACGGUUCAGUACAGCAGCUUUGACACCGAUGUGUGGAAAGAUGUACCUGCCUGCGUCAACACAUCUUUCACUUUUUGUAACGUCACCUUCAGCAAAGCUGAGAAUGAGCACGGCUGUGUUAUGCUGAGAGUGCAAACAGAGAGACGUGGGCUGACUUCAAGACCGGUCCAGGCCUGCAGCAGACACGGUGACUCCUGUACACCUGAAGUCAGUCUGACUGCGCGGCCUGGAUCCCUGACUGUGUAUCUGAGCCAGGACCACAGUCUGUUUCAGGAUUAUGGAGGCCACAUACAACACAGGGUUUACUACGGCAUGGAGGGAGAGUCACUACAGGAGAAGUAUGUAGAUGGUGUUGCCUCAGUGUCCAUCAAGAGCCUGAAGGAGGGGCAGCGGUACUGUACCAAGGUGCAGUACAUGUACUUCACUAAACUUAUUGGACCGGAAAGUUGUACUCAGUGUGAAGUCAUCCCUAGGUCAAGAGAUAAGUCAGUACAGACAGAAGUAAUAGUAGUGGUGAUGGUUGCUGUCAUCAUGUUUGUAAUUGCUGUGAUGGCAUACGUCCUCAUCUGCCACCGUGGGAGAAUCAAACAGUUGCUGCGACCUCCGUGCGAGAUCCCAGACUUUCUCCUGGAGCCUUAUCCUGAGAAUCAAAUCUUCAGCUCUCCCAGCAGCCCCAGUGAGGAGCGCUAUGAUGUCAUUUCCUUCAUUACCACAAAGGAGGUCAGAGGAGAGUGAGUGCUGCCGCCUUCCUCUGCUCCUGCCCCCCACCACCUGCAUCGUGCUCAGACCUGAGGUUUGACCUAUCUGAAGCAAGUGGUCAGCUCUAAGUUUAGGUGUGAACACACCCAAGACUCAUUGAGGAUGCAUUUGAGAUCCGAUCACUCAGACCACGUUUAGAGGAGGUCUGAGCAACGUGUCCACAUUCUUUUAGCAGUGUGAACACAGAUGUGUCCUGGGCCACAUUGAACAACUGCCCACUCUACUGACUUCCUCUGCCACAGUCUGAUUGGUCCCAACACUGUUUAUAAUGAACUGAAAAUAUUUUACUAUUUCAAUGGAUAAAACUUUAUUUCACCUUAAGACUUGUACACAUUGCAUUAAUUUGCUCAACCCCUCUGUGCCUCGCUUGCUCCCUGUCUCUCACUCACACACAUACAAGAACAUUGACAACGGAUCCAUCUGUCGAUUGGCUAAAAAUAACAACGCAUACCCGUUUAUUUGCAUAUAAAGCAGGAAGUGAGAUCCGAUCACAAGGUCACUGGAGAUACAUGUGGAGAUGCAUUUUAAAGCAGGUGUGAACUGAUGAACUUAUAGCUGACCACUUGUGAUCGGAUCACUGAAGACACAUGUUAAUACCAGGUCUGAGACCUGCUGUCCCAACCCCUCUUCCCCUGCAUUUACACCAUUAUAUUCUCCAGACUUUAACCUGAAUUGUAUUUAGACCCAGGACAAGUGAUCACUUGAUGUAAAGUAAAAGGAGGAGAGACAAACCUCCACAGUGUGUCACUGUCCUGACACUUGUCUGGUUUCAGUGGCUGUGACCUCCCACCAGACAUCCACCUGACACUAGAUCACCACAGGUCCUGAUGUGAUGUUUCUGAAACCACAUGACUCUACACUAUUUUAUAUUUUUUAAAUGGCUUAUUUGCUUAUUAUUGAGUGUAUCAGGUUAAUUCCUGCAGCUCAGCAUUAACUGGUUCUGGUUUGGUUUUAUUCCAACCCUCAAAUCUCUAAACAUGGUCCAUCAGCCCCAGAACAACAACUUUGUUUUAAUCUGGGAGGAAACACUGGACCUUGUCAUCCUGUGAGAGGAGCAGGAUGUUCAGUGAAGGUUGAGGACUGAUCACAUGAUCUCAGAUCAGCACCAAGGACUACAACAGAACGACAGAACAGGGACUUGAUCUUUAGAUUCAUAGGAGCCACUUCACCUCUGCCUCGGUCCAGAUUUAGUGAUGUAUUUCUAAACAUGAGGAGGGUUAUUUUAUUGUCAUUAUCUGCCAAUUAUUUUUACAUAAAUUGUUUGGUCUGUAAAAUUUCAGAGAAUGCCUCAUUGUGUGUGAAACAUGUUUCGUUUUCUUCGACCGGAAGCAGAGUUUUCAGUUAAACUCAGAAAAGAGAGAGGGGCUAGGUAAUGGUGGUAAAUGAUUUAUGUGGUGACUGAUGGAUGAAUGAACUCCCCUGGGCUCACAGUGAACAGUGACACCUGCCGGACGGUUUCUCACUGGACAUAGAUUAUAGUCAAAACUCAAUGAUUGUUCUCUAUGUGCAAAGUGUCAAUAUUUUAAUGACACAUUGUCAAUAAAACAAUGUAGCAUAAAGCUGCAUUCAGGUGCUCCUCAGAUGUUCCUGUUCCCUGAGUUGGGGAGUUGCCUUCAGUGUGAUCAUGUGCUUCUUGUUCUGUAUUUUACUGCUUCGUGUUGAAACGAUUCAAUGCUAUUUCCUGUAUCUCUAACUUGUUAUCAGAGUGACUGCUGAUGAAUAUCUUUCUAACGAAACCAGGUCACUCUAAUGAACAGUUACAACAUAACACCAUGUUAUUAAGUAAAUAUGUGAAUUUGCACAAUUAAUGAAAGCUUCUCUGUAUGACGUCAACAACUUGAUGUGAAAGUCAUGAACCAACAUUGUUACAACUCGGAGUUGUUGUUCUACGUUCAUGUGAAUUAAUUAAUGUUUCUGAUGAUUCCUCAGUCUUAAUGAGUUGAAGGGUUGUUGGUGAUGAUAUGAGGAUAUAUCAUACUUUCUGAUAUGAAUACUUUUUCUUACCUUUUUUUUUUUUUGUAAAAUUUUUUUAAAGACCAAUCAAUAAAUCAGUGUUUUUUUAUCAUCCUAAACUUUCUAAUGAUUGACAUUAAAUGUCAAUGUCAUGUUUAAAGUUUUCAAGUUUAAUCCAUGGUUUAACGUAUAAGUAGGUCAAUCCAAAAAUAACUCUUGUCCAUCCAAACAUCUCGUUAUCGGUUGGCAAACGAUGUUGGCAGUUUGCAGAUCUCGUGAGAGUAUGGUACUGAGACAGAGGCAGGUCUCCAAUAAAGUCAAUUUUCUCCUGAUCUGUUCAUCUGAAAAAUAUAAUUUUGAUGUCAGAAUGUUCUGAAGACGUGUGGCUUGUGAAAACUGGGUCCAAUAUUUAUUUCGGUGACUAUGGAGCGAAAGAAUAUAUGAUAAUCUGUGAUCUCGUUCACUUCGCCCAUUGAAAUGAAUAGAGUCAGACCUGCUUCCGUUCUCCUAAAGGGGCGGGGAGGGGGAGAAACUCACGUGACACAGAUACAGGAAAUAAACGCAAAUGAUGCGUCUCGGUUUCUCUACUGUCUGGUUGCAUGUUAUCUACUCUCUCUUUGUCCACAAUUCUGUUGUCACUCUCUCACUGUCCCUCUCACAAUAAAGUUGCCCAAAAAAUUACUUAAAAAUACAACCAAGAUUAGUAAAAAAAAAAACCCUCCAGAUUUGUCACUAGGUGCUUAAAAAAAAGUCUUAAGUUGUCAACACUGUAGAUUGUGAACGCCCCGAUAGAAAGUGUUUGUGUCAAAAUAUUUUGAAAGAGCAACGGCCAAUGAGGUCACGCCACCUCAGUCAAAUGACAUCCAGCUGACCAAUGGUGUAAACAGAGGCCUGUAUUACGAAGCGCGAUUUGAGGAUAUCAAGAUAACUUUAGGUUUAACUGAGCCCGUUGAUAACCUGUUUAGUAGUACAGCUUAUCAGAGGCGUGUACCGCGAAGCAAGUUCAACAUACCCAGGAUCACUUUCAGUUAUCUGGCUCGACGUCCUGAUAACCUGUACUACGAAGCUGGGUAUCAACGGGCUCAGUUAACCCUGGGUUAACCGGAUAGCGGUUAGUAGCGCGUUCAUGCGAAAGAGGCGGAGUUGUUCAUUUCAAGCAACAUCUUCAGAACCAUGAAUGAAGUUUGUCCCUGUUAGGAUCCUGUAGGAAUGAUGACUCCGUUUUUCCAGUGAUUUGCUUGGUCAGUAGUUGGGCUGUUGACCAGUUUUGAUCUGAUCCUGCGCCAAAACAGGUUAUCUUAAGUUACCAUGGUGAUUUUUUGUAACAAGUGAACCACAGUCAUAGGACUGAAAACCUAGACUUAAACCUGAAGUGUUUUUAAUUGUCACUAUGGUGGAUCAACCUGUUUAAUUUGAUACUUGGCCCCUGUGAACACUACACAUCACUGUAGACUUCCUUCAGUAAAUAAUACCCAGUAAAUGAACCCUGUGUGGAUGAGGUAGACUGGAGGCUCACUCAUCACCUGGUUUUUAAAGAGGGGAUACUAAGAAAGAAAAUAAUGAUCCACACCGUUCAUCAGACAUGUUGUCCAACUUUGACCAAUAAAACACUGUUUUUAUUUUUCAUGCCAUUUUUCAUACAGGCAACAUGACGUAGGCCUACAUCUUCUCUGGGUUUCUCCAUCUUUAACUCCCUGCAGGUCAAAGCUUUACGGUACAAGAGGAUCUUAUUGAUCAAAAACAGUGUAAUGCACGUCUAUACAGUUCACUCAGAAAGUCUUCAGAACCUUUAUUGUUUUAGAGCAGAAACCAUGAGGAGGAAGGAACUGCUGCAGAGCUCAGAGACAGGAUUGUGUCGAGGCUCAAAAACAUUUCUGCUACACUGAAGGUUCCUGAGAAGAACAGUGGUUUCCAUCAUUCUGACAUGAAGUCUGGAACAACCAGGACUCUUCUAGAGCUGGACCUGGACUAACAGACAUCAGGGAGAUGGGUCUUGGUAGGAGAGGACACAGAGAGAGAGGUUUAUUCCAUCACCACCAUGUUGAUGAUAUUAAGGUCAAAGACUGAACUGUUUGUCAUGUAAAAAUAUAUUUUUGAUUUUAUCAUUAGAAAAUGUGAAAACAUUGAAGGGGUCUGAAGACUUUCUGAAUACAGUCUAUGUGGCAGCAAAGAGCCGUAACAAGGUCUUUAACACUGAUUACAGCAGUCCUGACUGACAGCUUCACAAGUUUUGUUCUAUACUUAAAUAAAAUGGCUAAAAAGCAAGUGAAUACUUACAUCUCAUAUUACAGCACAUUUUCAGGUAGAAACAAGAGGACAGAGGAGGCUAUUUAAAAAACACAGAGUUGAUCCUGAGGCAGAACGACAGUGACUCACCUGUCAACAGCAAACUGACCCUGAAGAGUCCAGUGCAUGUACUGAACCUGACACACAGUACAGACAGUAUGUGUUCGUUUGCUCUCACACACACACUUUACAAUUUGUUUAUACACCUUGUACACUACAGUGACAUUACACUCCAACUCAUAGUCAACAGAUGAUCACAUGAAACAGUGAAUGAAUAAAUGAACACCUGCUCCUCAGCUCACAAUAACAUACAAACAGCAGUUCUCUCAUUGAAACAGAUUUAACAUGAACAAACAAAAAGUCUGAAUCUAAAGACAGACGACGAGUUUACAUUAGGACGAAAGAUCAAUGUGUGUGUGUGUGUGUGUGAAACUCUAGCCCCAUAAAUCUUCAGUCCGGCCGAAUUUGUAGAUCAGAGUGCUG